AUGAAGAUCUCCCUCCUCGUUGUGGCAGUAGCUUCGCUCGCCACCCAAGCAGCAGCCAGCUACGCCAGCAGCUGCCGAAACUGCCGCCUCGAGAAAUGGAACAACGACUGGCUCUCUGGUAACGAAUACGGGCCUAUUCUGCUAUGCGACUGCAAGCAGAAGGACGGCAAGUGGCAUUCGUCGCGCCUCGACCUGAAUCACUGCAUCGCCAACAAUGAUGGCAGGAUGACGUCGCGGAAAGAGGGGAAUCUCGGAAGGUCGUGCCAUGGGUAUGGGUUGAGCAAUAGCAAGAUUUUCGGUGCUCAUUGCAAGAAGAAGUGA
Messenger RNA from Chaetomium globosum CBS 148.51, 321 nucleotides. RefSeq lists its product as uncharacterized. NCBI's taxonomy places the organism in Eukaryota, Fungi, Ascomycota, Sordariomycetes, Sordariales, Chaetomiaceae. The transcript is spliced from 2 exons. The record is from RefSeq and is a predicted model, not a curated record. The coding region runs from base 1 to 321 and encodes 106 amino acids.